AUUUUACUCUCAUCAUCAUCUCCAACUCCAAAUCCAAAUUAGUACCAUGAGUAAUUUCUUCGAAUUCCCUCUCUUCUACCACCACCAGCAAAACGAUCACAGUCACGAUCAAAAGACGAUCCAAUGUUUGCCUCUUCUUAGCAGGUUUACGGAGAAGGAGGUGAAGGAAGAGGAAGACGACUGCAGACUGAAUGAGAAUGCCGCGGUGGCGCUCCACAUAGGGCUGCCUGAUAUAGGAGAAAUUGAUGGAGAUCAGAGAAACCGCUAUGGUUUCAAGGAAGAUGACAACGAAGAAGAAGAUGAGUAUUCUGUGAAGAACAAGUCUUGUAAUGGAAGUUUGAAUGGUGAGGGGAGAUUUUGGAUUCCAACUCCAGCACAGAUUCUUGUUGGUCCCAUGCAGUUUUCUUGCAGUAUAUGCAACAAGACCUUCAAUAGAUACAAUAACAUGCAGAUGCACAUGUGGGGCCACGGGUCGGAGUUUCGGAGGGGCCCGGAGUCCCUGCGCGGGGCGCAGCCGGCGGCAAUGCUGCGGCUGCCGUGCUACUGCUGCGCGGCGGGGUGCAAGAACAACGUGAACCACCCGCGCGCGAGGCCGCUGAAGGACUUCCGCACGCUGCAGACGCACUACAAGCGGAAGCACGGGGCCAAGCCGUUUUCGUGCAGGAAGUCGUGCGGGAAGUCGUUCGCGGUGAAGGGGGACUGGCGCACGCACGAGAAGAACUGCGGGAAGCUCUGGUACUGCACGUGCGGCUCCGACUUCAAGCACAAGAGGUCCCUCAAGGACCACAUUAGGUCCUUCGGGAAGGGCCACGCGCCCCACCCUUCCCUCGAAGGCUUCACAUGCUCCGAGGACGACACCGCCUAGAGAUACGAUGCAUGCCUGUUGUGCUGUUAUCGUGUCGUGUCGUAGGUGUGAGUGCUCAGCAGCAAAAAAUUCUCGAAAUGAGGGGAACGGUUUGCUGCUGAGCAUUCACACCUAUUUUAGUGUUUGUUAUAUAUGUUCAAAUAAGGAUCGGAAGACUUGUACAAGUUGUGAAGUUGAUGAAUUUUUUUCUUGCUAAUUAUGAGAGGAAAUUUGCCAGCUUCAAACUCUGUUGAUGUUCUAACUUUGCCUUUUUUUUUCUUUUCUUUUUUUUUUUGUAUUUCGUGGUUCGCACUUGUUUAUUUAUCGAGAAUUUGAUCCGGUGCAAAAUUAUUUCUACUGAUCUUUAUGAUAUGGUUAUCUAUA
This is a messenger RNA of Salvia hispanica, 1228 nucleotides long. Its product is annotated as zinc finger protein WIP3-like. NCBI's taxonomy places the organism in Eukaryota, Viridiplantae, Streptophyta, Magnoliopsida, Lamiales, Lamiaceae. Gene Ontology annotation, cellular component: nucleus. Gene Ontology annotation, molecular function: DNA-binding transcription factor activity. The record is from RefSeq and is a predicted model, not a curated record. Gene Ontology annotation, biological process: anatomical structure development; regulation of gene expression.